AUGGAUUACGGUUAUACACACAAUGCUAAAGUUAUGGCACAAAAUUUGAAAAAUGAUGUUAAAGCUGGUCGUGUACCAAUGCGUGGUGUUAAUUUGGGUGGAUGGCUAGUUGCUGAACAUUGGAUGACAUCAGCUUCGCCUGCUUGGAAUGAAGUUCCUGAACAUAUUGCUAAGCAAGGUGAAUUUAAAACAAUGCAACAUCUCGGUCAUGCUAAAGGUGAUUCUCAAUUCAAUCAACAUCGUGAUACAUAUAUUACUGAAGAAGAUUUUCGUGACAUAGCUAAAGCUAAAAUGAAUACAGUUCGUAUUCCUGUUGGUUAUUGGAUUACAGGCUUCGAUAAUCAACCUGGGGGUGAUCCAGAUGGAUGGAAAGUGUAUGCACCAGGUGCUAUAAACUAUUUAGAUCGAGCUAUUCGUGAAUGGGCACCUCGAAAUGAUAUACUCGUAUGGAUUUCANCAGAGAAUAAAUAUUCUUUCUCUAUUGAUCUUUUAAAACAGUGA
Messenger RNA from Adineta ricciae, 501 nucleotides. The record is from the annotation of a GenBank genome assembly. Lineage: Eukaryota; Metazoa; Rotifera; Eurotatoria; Adinetida; Adinetidae.